CACGAUGCCACGAUCUUUCGCUGUCCAAGGGUGACUUGAGUGAUGCAUCGGUUUUGAUGCAAGUCGGGCUACGAAGAACUUGAACGAGCAAAGCACGAGCAGAAUUCUUGUACAUAAAGGCUCUCGAUAGCCAGUACGACACUCAGAUCGUCAUCAACGCAGCAUUAGCACUCAACCUGACCACAAUUACCAUUGAAAUCCAGCUAAACAGUCCACCCCACUUGCAUUCUCACACUUUCGAACACGACUUUCACCAUGUCCGAAAUCACCAAGCAAUACGAGAGUGACAUCCGCGAGUACGCCCGCGACUCCGACCCCGAGGUCGCCAAGGCUGGCAGGAUGGGCGAGUCGCUACUGUGGAAGACAUCAGGCAAAAGUUCUCGAGACAGCCUCAUAUCAUCGAUCUACCGUGCAGUGAAGCGCUUGGCGGAUGCUGUGGAGUAUGGCGGGACUGUUGAUAUCCCGAAAGCAAAGGAGGAACUUGAGGCGGAGAUUUCGAGGGCUUCUUAGAUGCAAGCUGGAAGGAUUAAAAGGCUACAGAAUGAAUGAGGGGUUGAAUGUUGAAUUGGAAAGCCCAGGUGCAUGUUGCAAGGGUCAAAAAACCGCGAAGAUAUGCAUAAGUGGAAGGAGGGAAUCGAACAGUGCUGGAGUUGGCAAGAGGGGAAGCCAGGAAAUUGAUGCAGACACACAAAAGGAAUUAAAGUAGCAGGAAGUAUUCAGGAGUAAUA
Molecule: messenger RNA, 728 nt
Organism: Neurospora crassa OR74A
Lineage: Eukaryota; Fungi; Ascomycota; Sordariomycetes; Sordariales; Sordariaceae
Exons: 2
Coding region: 256-510 (84 amino acids)
Source: RefSeq, a predicted model, not a curated record